Messenger RNA from Oreochromis niloticus (Nile tilapia), 1893 nucleotides. RefSeq lists its product as uncharacterized. Lineage: Eukaryota; Metazoa; Chordata; Actinopteri; Cichliformes; Cichlidae. The transcript has 4 exons. Bases 225 to 1625 code for a protein of 466 amino acids. The record is from RefSeq and is a predicted model, not a curated record.
CAGGCAACUUUGAUGGGUGUAGUCAGCUCAAGUCAUCUUACUAUUCAGAGCCCAGUAUCAUCACAGACGGCCGCCUGACAGGACACCAUGGCCUGUUUAACCAUGAGGUGAAGUCUAUUGAUUUUGAACGCUUGCUAAGUGAACAGCCAAAACUGGAGGAACAAAGAAAAGAAAAGAACACUGUAAUUUCACAUUCAUCUUCAGCAUUGCACAAUUCUGCUCCAAUGUCCACUGAUGGUUUGUUGGGAGCUGAUACAGAUGUUGGGAGCUGUGUGCCAUUCAGAAAAAAUACAGACCCUGCUUCAAAAGACCACACUGACUGCCAAGAGAAAGAAAAGAAAAACAUGCAGUUUGAUUCAAAGCAAUCAGAUGUCACAACAGAGGAGAAACCACAACAACACCUCGCUCUUUCAUGUCAAAGUUUUCAAAGCAGCCACUCGUCUAAACACAGCUUCCUCGAUGUACUAACAACAGAAACCAAGUGGACAUGUGUCGUGUCUGAAAACAGCAGAGAAUCACUGCUGACUCCAGUUGUUGACAGAGACAAUAUAAAGACUUUCAACACAAAUGUAAAAGAACGUGUGAUUUCUACUCUUGUGCAAACCCCAACUCUCAGUUCAGCCAACAGCUGUGAGAUACAGGACAGAACGCAAGAUCCAAAGUAUGUAAUGAAGUUUGUCAGUGCAGUGGCAGCACGUUUGUGUCACCAUCUGAAGCUUCCGUCAAUGAGCAGGAGAGACGUGCUGUCAGAGAGCAGGGAGGUUUUGUUGAACUCUCUGAGGAAAAGGCAUGGACCGUGGCUUCAAGAGAACCUCCUUAGACUUCAGCAACAUCGUAGCUUUGCUGUGCAUCCCACAAAGAAAGCCCAAGAUCAUGAUCAAGAGCCAACCAGGAAAAAUGAAGAGGAUCUCUUUGCUGCAGAUACCUCUUUUAAUAUGCCAGCAAAUAGACAUGCCAGCUGGAAGACCAGUCCACAGCCACACUGCAGUCAAAAACAGGUUACUGAGUGGCUGGUGAGCCCUGCGGAUACGGCCGACAGUGUUUUGGAUGAUAUCCUCAGACCAAGUCUCUCUCCUCCAUUGUUCAUGAACUUUCAGACCUGUGAAGCUCCAGAAAGCAUUUUGUUUGCUCCUUCUACCACUUUAUGCCAGAGAGAAGUGGCUUCUGUACCUGAGAACUGGCAAGGUGGUUUAAACUGGUCAAAGAGCAAAAAUUCAGCUAUGUUUGGUUCCUUUGAAAAUAGCUUCAUGGACCAAUCCAGCUUAUUUGGAAACAGGAGCCUACAGUACUCUGGCAGCAACCCCCAGCCCUUUUUUCCUUACCAAUUGCAGCUGCCAGAUACAUACACAGGAGAGCCAAUGCACAUUGCCCAGCAGGAAGACCCAUUUGGAACUGACAGGUACUCGUGUGUUCCCUCUUUUCCUGCCCCAGUUCACCAUCAGAGCAAUCAUUUCCAACCUUCGAGCCAGUUCAGUCACCCUUCAGCUUGUUCUCCUCUGAAGUCCCAGCACACUGGUAUGAUGCACUACCCUCCGUCAUUCAUUCUUGAGAGAGACCCUGCACCUUCCCUUUCUGCUUUCCUGAGCCCUGAGCAAUGGUCCUUCCCUCCUAUGAGACUGUACUAAUGUGUGGUAAAGCUCUCCAUAGAGGCAUGGCUAUCAAUAUUUCUAUGACUGAUUAAAGUACAAUUGUCCUUUAAUUUAUGCACUUCAAGGUUUUUGUUUAGUCAGUGAGAAACACGUUAUGUUCCCAUAUUAAUAUAACCAUAGCAUUAAGCAUAGAUGCAAUAGCUAUCCACUGAAGAGUAGCCUGUCUUCUUCUAUUGUCCUGUUUUUGCUGAGUUAAGUAGCCAUGCAAUUAUGCAUCAUUUUCAACCUUUUGAAGCAUUUAUGU